This is a messenger RNA of Electrophorus electricus (electric eel), 2112 nucleotides long. RefSeq names its product chromosome 9 C2orf69 homolog (gene c9h2orf69). The record is from RefSeq and is a predicted model, not a curated record. NCBI's taxonomy places the organism in Eukaryota, Metazoa, Chordata, Actinopteri, Gymnotiformes, Gymnotidae. Gene Ontology annotation, cellular component: mitochondrion.
CUGCGCACAGACCCAUUCCGCCCAUGGUGAAUAUCCGCUCGGCUGUAAGUAGAUUAUCGCUCGUUGCGCUGGCCCACACGAUGAGCACUACAUUUGGGACUUCGUCGGAACCACCAGGGCUGUGUAGGACUACAGGGAGACUUCUGCGACUCUCCGGCGUCCCCGGCUACGAACAGCACCGCAGAAAUGACAUUUUGCUGCUGAGCCCUGCUGCGGAAACACCGGGACGGUGCGACAACCACACCGAAGGCCUGCAGAGUGCAAAUGCACACGUUGUAUUCUUUCCCGGCGACAUCCAGAACUUCCAGCAGGAAAUGGCAGUGCAGGCCGAGGCAGUCCCGUGGCUGUCCUGGAGCCUGGAGCAUGUGGCCUUCAUCAUGGGAAACCGCUUCCCUGGGCGUCAUAUCUGGGUGAUCCGUGCAUCUCACAUGUAUUUGCACAAGUUCAGCUGCUACCAGAACUUUGUGGAGAGCAACUUGUUUGGAGCUCCAGAACACUCUUCAGACUAUGGGGCCAUCCGCCAACUGAGGGGCCUCGUGGGUCAUGGCAUGGAGCAAGCAGGCCUCCCUAAUCCCCUGCCUCCCCUAGGGGGCGCUGCUGUCCCUCUGCCCCUCCCUCAAGACUUCUCCCUGAGCUUGGUGGGCUUCAGCAAGGGAUGUGUAGUGCUCAACCAGAUGGUGUACGAGCUAGCUGGGGCCCGUGCAGACUCGGAGCUCCGGCCGUUCCUGGACAGAAUCUCGGACGUGUACUGGCUGGACGGAGGGCACCCCGGAGGCAGCGAGACAUGGGUGACAGAUAAGCGUGCUCUGAGUGAGCUGGCGACCAGCGGUGUGGCCCUGCACGCCCAUGUCACGCCCUAUGAGGUGCAGGACCCAAUGAGGGCCUGGGUGGGGCGGGAGCACAGGAGCUUCAUAAAGACACUGGAGGAGCUUGGGGCCUGUGUGACCCACAGGCUGCACUUUGAGGAUGAACCUGCCUCCAUUGAGAAUCACUUCCGGGUCAUUAAAGAGUUCUGACUAUUGUGCAGGGUUGCUUUUUCAAACCUUUAUGUGGAAUACUUUUCAUUGCUAAGCACAAAUAUAGUUACAGCUUCUGCUCUACACUGGCUGCUUCUCAAGUAAAGACUGUUAAAAUGUAAGGUUAAAUAUGUUUAGACCAAACCUCUGGAUAGAGAGUAUACUUGGUUUGCAUAUUUAAAAUCCAAAAGACUGUGUUAAGUAAGAAAUCAUUUUUGCACUGCUUAAAUUACCUCUUCCUGUGUGUUCUAAGGGCUAUCAUUUUUCCGCAAAUGUGUGAGACACGCACAAGCAUACAGCACUAAAUCUGCUAAAAAUCUCAGCUGAAACUCGAAUGCAUGUGUUUAAUUUUAGCUUCAUUUCUGCUAUCUUUAUACACAGGUCCUUUAUCUUUGAGCAAUGACAUAACUGAAUGUAAAAUUAAUUAUUCUUUCCCUGAGGUCUGAUCCCUCGCUAAACGUUUUUAGAAAAUGUUCUUUGUUUGGUUCUGGGUAAUGUUUUGUUUAAGCUGCAUAGACUGCCAUUUAGUUUCAUUGCUGUUUUGCAUGCAGUUUUGUUCUGCUGUCAAGUUGAUAGUGUAACUUGAAAAUGAAAGGUUUACAUUCUAAAAUCAUUAAGUAAAUUUAAUACGUAACCAGUGCAUCAUUAAACAUGAGAAAAUGGCUGAAGGAAAGAUUUAUGGUCUUAUGUUUUAGUAGUCCCCACUGAGUGAGAGACUUUGUUUAAGCAGUGACAUGAAAUGCAUAGUAAACUCUCUGACAGUACAUGUAUGAACUCUAAAUUAUAUGUAACUAUAAAGUCUGUAAUUAUAUAGCUACAAUUAUUCUAUUUUUUUCAAGGAGGACAAAUAACUUUGCUAGGCAGUUUAUGCACUAAUUUAAAGGAAUAUGAGUUUGUCCACGUUUUUUCAUAAUUCAUAGUGGGAGUGGGGGGGGUGGAUGGUUCCUGCAUGAGAACAUGGACUGAAAGGUUUUUUUUUUUGUUUUUCAUAUCAUUCCUUUUAUUUAUAAAAUGGUAUUUCCCGUAUUUAAAAGUGUACUGGUUAUCUUAUGCUCUGUUUACGUAAUAAUAAAGUAACAUCUAUUUAAAUGAUUAA